AACUCUUGGUUUUCGAUUCUACAACACUAGAGCUUGAUCUUUAGUUUUUAUUUACGACAAAAUUCAUCUGAAUAAUUAACUCAUUUUCUUUACCAAAUAAUAAUUAUAUUAACUUAAAAAUUCAGAUAUCUAAUCUAAUCCUAAUCCUCCCAUUUACACCUUAAAAUUUCACAGGCUUUGAAAUUUGCACCAUAAACCCUUUCACACUAUAAACACAUUUUCAUCCCUAACUUCACAAUCAAACCCUAAAACAAAAACGAUGUCGUUUCUCCGAAAACACUUCAACAUUUCCUUUAAUUCCCUUUCUACCCUCCGCGGUUUCACAACCCUAACAUCAAAACCCUUCCCUGACAAUCCCACCGCUACCUACUACGACAACGUCGCCGCCGACGUAGCAAACUCCGGCGAUUUCGACUCUCUUCGAGAUCUCCUCAACAAGCGCAUCCAAGACGGUUUCUUCAACACAAAACGAACCUUCAGUUUCAUCACCAACACCAAUUUCUCACCUUCUUUCCUCAACGACGUCGUAACAACACUCUCUCAUCUCAACCCUGGGUUCACGCGCCGAAACGCCUUCGAUUCCCUCGUCACGCGCCUCUGCAAGCUUCGACGCGUGGACGACGCGCUUCACGUUAUUGAAUCCAUGUCGCGCGUGGGAGACUGUAACCUAAGCCCCUGCACGUUCCACCCAAUCCUCAACCUACUAACAAGAGAAAAAUCACUCGACCACGCGCAGCGCGUGGUCGAGUCCAUGACUCGGCUCGGCGUGCCGCUCGACUUGGCGGGUCACAAUUUUUUUCUCACGGCGCAUUGUUUCAUCGGCGAUGUCAAUGCGGCGGUCGGUGUUUUGGAAAAGAUGGAGGAGAAAGGGUUUUGUCCGGACGCGCGUACUUACGACGCGCUUGUGUUGGGCGCGUGUAGGAAAGGGAAGGUGGAUUGUGCUAUGGUGGUGGUGAGGAGGAUGGUGGACGAUGGAGUGCCGAUGUUGUAUUCGACACAUAUGCAUGUGAUUGAAGGUUUGUUGAAGAUGAAUUGUUUUGAAGAAGCUAUGAAGUAUGUGAGGUGUUUUAGUGGGAAAGAUAAGGCUUUGGAUUGUGAGCUUUUUGGGUGUUUGGGUAGUAAACUUGUAGGGUUCAAUAGAGUGAAAGAGGCUAUGUUUGUUUUGGGUGAAAUGGAAAAAAGGGGUUUGUUAAUGGGUUAUAAAUUGAAGAAUUUUUAUGAAAUGAAUUUAAGAGAAGAAAAUGAUGGUAAAUUAUUGAAAGAGUUAUGAUUGAUUGAAAGUGUACUAGUAGGAUGAAGGAAUGAAGUUUAGAAAAAUAAAAUCUCCAUAGUGGAUUUUAUGGUGCAGUCGACUUUAUGAUGCAGUCGUCGAGUGUUGGACUCUAACGGGGUUGAGGCGAAAAUGAAGUUGGAAUUGUUAUAAUUUUUUAUGGAGUUAGUUUCAUGAACCCUUACCCUUUUUCAUUGAUUAUUUUUGGGUUAUUAGGAUUUGAUAUUAGUGUUAUGUGCAAUGGAGAGAUUGAGACUUGUUGUUUGUAAAGCAUAAAAAAAUUGGUUAUUCUAUAUACGAAAUCUUAAUGUUAAAUUAAGGUUUUUGAUAUCUCUACUAUUGUAAAGCAAAUAUGUGUUUAAGGUGGCAUCAAUUAUUUUUAACAGUGAUUCUAUGCAAUAUCAAGAAUGAUGAGAUAAUCUCAGUUUAAAAUUCUGAUAA
Molecule: messenger RNA, 1711 nt
Organism: Cicer arietinum (chickpea)
Lineage: Eukaryota; Viridiplantae; Streptophyta; Magnoliopsida; Fabales; Fabaceae
Product: pentatricopeptide repeat-containing protein At2g40240, mitochondrial-like
Molecular function (GO): protein binding
Source: RefSeq, a predicted model, not a curated record